Molecule: messenger RNA, 1833 nt
Organism: Chironomus riparius
Lineage: Eukaryota; Metazoa; Arthropoda; Insecta; Diptera; Chironomidae
Source: the annotation of a GenBank genome assembly
AUGAUGCCAAGAAAGUCUUCAUUUCUUGUUCUACAUUGUCUAUUAAUUUCAUUAGCAAAUGGAAGGAACAUUUCAGAAGUAACUGAAGUGAUAACGAGUAUUUUAAAUCUCAUAAAUAAUUCUCGCUCAAUUGAUAUCAAGACAUGCUGGCUUUUCGACGAGCAACUUGAACUAAUGAAGGCCUUGAAUAAAAAAUACAUACUCGCAAAAGUUGAAAAGAGGCAAGAAAUAUUUUAUGAUAACUCUCAUCGUAACUGGCUUUUAAUUGAUGCAAAUUGUGAGGAAGAAUUGGAAUUUCUAACAAAGCUAUCGAACAUUGAAUUCAGCAAGAUUAACAUCAUUGCAUUCAUUAAUGAUACAAAUCUACAAAAAUUGCAAUUCUCAAUCAACUCUGAGUUUUUCUACCUGCUAGAGAAUCUAACAGCAAUAAAGGUCAAACAGGCUUACCGUCCUUCAAAUGGAUAUUCUCUUGUUAUUGAGAAUUUUGGCACAUGGUAUAAAGACCAGAGGAUAUUUAUAGAUCAUCGACAAAUCAAAAUUACGUCAAUGAGAAGAAGAAAUUUCAACUUAUUGCAGCUGAAUGCUUCUUUAGUUACAACGAACAACUUCUCUAAAUUCAAUCUUGAUAACUAUCACGAUACUCACAUCGACACGAUAACAAAACUCAAUUACAAGCUGACAAAUCUAGUGAUAGAAUGGCUUAAUGCAUCUGCUGGAUACUCAUUUGUAGACACGUGGGGAUACAAGAACAAUAAAACAAAUGAAUGGAAUGGAAUGAUUGGGGAAUUAAUAAAUAAUAAGGCUGACAUCGGAGCUUCACCAUUGUUCUUAACAUCGGAUAGAAUUGACGUUAUAGACUAUUUAAUAUGCACAUCUCAAACUCGCUCUAAAUUUGUGUUUCGUUCACCAAAAUUAUCAUUCACCGAGAACGUGUUUGUUCUCCCUUUUCACGAGGACGUAUGGAUUUGUUUGAUUAUAUCCCCUUUUAUUGCCGCUUUAUUCCUAUACUUUUCACUCUUCACUGAAUGGAAAUCAAAUAUCGGGAUCAUAAAACCAUCACUAAAUGAUUCAUUUUUUACAUUGUAUUGUGCGAUUACGCAACAAGGAAUUGUUCAAGUACCAAAAGCAUAUGGAUCGAGGUUGAUUAUGUACAUUUCAUUUACAGCAUUCAUGUUCCUAUAUGCUAGCUAUUCAGCAAACAUCGUGGCAUUGCUCCAAAGCCCUUCGAAUAAAAUUCAAACCCUUGCUGAUUUAUUAAAUUCACGUUUAGAAUUCGGAGUCGAUGAUACGGUCUUCAACCAUUUUUACUUUAAGCAUGCAGAUGAAAAUGUCAGAAGGGAAAUUUAUUUGAAUAAAAUAAGGAGGAAGGACGGUGGAGAGAAUUUUUAUAACAUGUCAGAAGGGAUAGGAAGAGUACGUGACGGUCAUUUUGCAUUUCACAUGGAAGUAGGUGUCGGUUAUAAAUUUGUUAGUGAAAUAUUUCAAGAGGACGAGAAAUGUGGAUUACAAGAGAUACAAUAUCUUCAAGUAAUUGAUCCAUUUUAUGCUGUGAGAAAGAAGUCACCAUAUAAGGAACAUUUUAAAAUUGGAUUAUUGAGACUUCAGGAGCAUGGAUUACAAGCUCGAGAGAAUGCUCGGUUUUAUACGAAGAAACCAAAAUGUCAUUCUGGUAAUUCGAAUUUUGUGUCUGUGGGAAUGAUUGAUACACGUCCUGCAUUCCUAAUUUUCGGUUAUGGACUGGGCUGUGCUAUGACGUUGAUGCUCAUUGAGAAGGCAUACUACCGAUAUUUUGGGGAAAUUUCAUUUAAGAAAUGUGUCAAGAAAAGGCCUUAA